CGCAAGUCGAGACUUCCUUUGCUCGCAGAAGACCUCUCGCGGCUGAAGCAAGGGGCUGACGGCCGAUCCUAUCUUCUAAUAUACAAAGCUCAACCGAUACAAGUUCCGCUCAGUCCAUAAUGUUCGCCCCGAAAACUUCUACCGCAGCGGCGGGUGGGCUGUCCAUCAACACUUCCUCAGCCAAUUCAUUAUUCACAGCAACUCCUACAUCCCAACCUGCAACAGCAGGAAGCCUUUUUGGAAACCAGCAGAAGCCUGCCGGGAGUCUUUUCGGGAAUACGACAGCAAACACAACAACUGGAAACACACAGCAGAGCAGUGGAAGUUUGUUUGGUGGACUAGGUUCGAAUACAUCCAGUGCGCCUCAGCAGAGUGGUAUGGCUGGAGGAAGUCUGUUCGGCGCGCCGGCAGCGACAUCGCAGCCGCAAACUGGGGGUUCAUUCGGAAAUGCUGCUGCGAAACCUGCAGCAUCAGCCACAAGCUUGUUUGGGAACACAACUACACAGCAGACGGGGACAACUGGUGGGGGCCUUUUUGGGAAUAAGCCAGCUGGAAAUACUGGAAACAGCCUUUUCGGAAACACAAAUACCGCGCAGACUGGCGCCACAGGAGGCAGCUUGUUUGGAAAUCAAGGCGCAACAGCUCAAACAACUCAGCCAAAAUCACUCUUUGGCUCAGCUGCACCUAGUGGCGGUGCGUCUCUUUUUGGUGGAACUCAAAAUGUCGUUCAGCAACAGCAACCACAACAGCAAAAACCUACGUUAUCGAUAUUUAGUGCUCAGAAUAACGCACCCCAACAACUACAACAAUCUACCGCCGCUCAAGGAACCGUUAUCCAAGGAGUCAGAGUUGAUGCCAGCAACUUAUUGCCUACAACCAAGUUCGAAAGCUGCGCAGAUGAGAUCAAAAUGACCAUCGAACAGAUCGAUACAUAUGUCUUGAAUCAACUAAAUAUGUGCAAUGAGGUUACAGACCUUCUCCCCACGAUUGCGAAGCAAGGGGCUACGAUACCAAACGAUGUUGGUUUUGUGGAAAACAAGCUUGAGACGAUGCAACAUGCCCUGGAGAAUGAUGCUCGGGACAUUAAUAACGUACGCAAUAUGGUGACGCGGAAUGCUGCCGAAGCUCAAGUCGCAUUCCGUGCCAUUGAUAAUCUGAAGCUGCCUCUACAGUACCAAUCUUCAAGUGGAGGCUGGUGGUCAGUACCAGAGCAACAGCUUUCAGAGCGACAGUCCCUUCGAUCAUCUAUAAAACAUCGAAAAAGCACACUGGCAUUGCCCGAUGAUGUGGAAGGAGACUCGGCCACCACGGACUCCAUCAACGGCGUUCCCGUCAAUCUUGUUGACUACUUCUCGCACCGAUCCGAUGAAAUGACCACCGUUCUCGAAACCUACAGGAAGAACCUGAAGGAGGUUGAAGACCACUUGUAUGGCGUUGAAAGCUCGCUGAACAGGCAAAUCAAUGAAUUUGCCUCGUCGCGUAAUCGUGCCAGUGCAUCCAGCGGCGGAAAUGUUAAGACUCAACUUGCGGAUCUAGCUGCUGCUCUUGGGGAUGUAGAAGCUGGUAUUCUAGGGGUUGCAAACAGACUGGGCGGUGUCAAGGAACAGGUCCAAGAACUAGUCAUAGGGCCAUCAAACUUGGGCGUUGGCCGUCUGGUUUAGAUCUUUCAGUGUAAUAAUGCUUGUAUAAAACAACGUCAUGCCUUUGUACGUCGAUGCCAGCUGGGUUCUCUUGCAGAAUACGGGGAGUUGCCGGCGUUUUUUUGUAUCUUAGAGCGAAUGUUAACGGCGCCGUGUCAGGCCCAUUUGAUCUAUCAUCUAUCCCAUUAAACUACAUUUUAUUUUUAUAUGUUUCAAUUUUUCUUUAUAUUAUAAUAUAAAUGUGAAAAC
Molecule: messenger RNA, 1889 nt
Organism: Talaromyces proteolyticus
Lineage: Eukaryota; Fungi; Ascomycota; Eurotiomycetes; Eurotiales; Trichocomaceae
Exons: 3
Coding region: 120-1661 (513 amino acids)
Biological process (GO): nucleocytoplasmic transport
Cellular component (GO): nuclear pore
Molecular function (GO): structural constituent of nuclear pore
Source: RefSeq, a predicted model, not a curated record